GCGCAUCUCACUUCCGCCUAACACCUCAUGCACUGACCUCUCUUGACGCACACAGCCAUGUCCACCGCAACCCCCGCAGCAUCUACACCCGAUGCUCAGUCACCAGCGGCCACGAACCCUCCAGACCCGUCCACCGCUAAUUUGAAUGCCACCGACAAACUUGUGCUCGAUUACCUCCGUUCUCGGGGCCAUGCUGCAGCAGAGAAGUUAUUACGAGAAUCUCUAGAGACAUCUUCACCCGGUGAAGGGGCACCUGGCCCAUCUACAUCCAAUACUAUCUCGCCAGAGGACCUUGCGAACCGGAUAGCGGUCUAUGCACAGAAACCUACUCGACCAGGCGAGAAUACCCUCAAAGACUCCGGGGCAGUCGCGCAGGAACUCGGUGGCAUAAGCACGCAACAGGACAUACAGAAAUUGAUAUCUAGUAUCGGUCCUGUCGGUGCCGAGGAGAUACUGUCCCUUGACCCCACCGACAAACAGGAGGGCUUCCGAGAGCUUGAAGCGUGGGUGGACGGCUCUUUAGAUAUGUAUAAGCCCGAGUUUCGACCAAUAUUAUUCCCAAUAUUCGUUCAUUUUUACUUGGACCUGAUACAACAAGGUUUCAAGGACGCGGCUCUGAGGUUUUAUGAAGAAUUCUCUCCAUUGUUGCGGGCUCAACACAACCAAGUUAUUCACCAUCUCUCUACCUUGCUCUUACCGUCACAUGUCCAACACGACGAACUCGCCCAACGCUUCCGGAAUGAGAAAUAUCAAAUACGCAUGAGCCGGUCUGGCUUUAGUCUGUUAGUCGGCUGGCUCACAGAAGGUGUGGGUGGCGAAGCGACAGGCUCUGGGGAUGGCUUUACCGGCGAACGCGGCAAGCGAGGGCGUGCGGCGGUCAUGCGGGUAGUGAACAAUCACCUGAAGUUUGACGUCACAACGUCGACGACGGCAUCUAUGUCGCCGAAUGCAUGGGAAGAGACCACAGGUGCCCUGUCACCACUACUACCGCAAACAGGCUUUAAGGAUGCCUUAUCAUUCAAUGCAUCUAGAGGAGAGCUGAAACUCGGACCUGCGCCAUUAUUAGAGGAACUUCAGCAGGAAACCGAGCGCGAGCUGCGGGAGAAGGCAUUACUCGAGCGGGAUCCCAAUGGGCAGCUCGACGCACAAUACUUGCGGCCGUCGGCAUCUGGGCUCGUUUCUCCUUCGCUCGCAGACUUACCGCCACAUGCUCCGACAUUCAAAGCAAUUGACGUGAAGCGAGAGGUCGAGAAAGUUAGGGACGCAAGGAAACGAAUCAAGCUGGAGCCUGCGUACCUGAACGGUAUAAACCCGAAUUCUCCACAAGCUGCAGCAGCGAGAGCAAGAGCUUUGCCGAGUAUAUGUGCAUAUACCCUACAUGAUAUCGGAGAAGGCGUACCAUGUAUAACUUUCUCACAAGAUACCUCUAUAAUGGCCGCCGGGUUUUCUGAGAGUUAUAUUCGAUUAUGGAGUCUCAAGGGCGAGAAACUCAAAGGUUACCGAAGUGACUUCCAAUCAAGCCAGGCCAAAGACGCCUCUUCAUUGCGCAAACAGCGAGAAAAAGGAGGUUCGACGACCCGAAAGCUGAUCGGCCACGGCGGGCCCGUCUGCUCUGUCGAUUUCGAUCCGAUCUCGGGCUCAGCGGGUCCACCACGCUAUCUGCUUUCCUCGUCUGCGGAUGCAACAGCUCGCUUGUGGUCACUGGACACCAUGUCGAACGUUGUUGCUUACCGAGGACACCAGAAUCCUGUGUGGGACGUGCAGUGGAGUCCGAUGGGUAUCUAUUUCGCGACAGCGAGCAGGGACAAGACGGCAAGGUUGUGGUCGACAGACCGGACGUCGGCGCUGCGCAUAUAUGCUGGCCAUCUAAGUGAUGUCGACUGUGUACGGUUCCAUCCCAACUCGCUCUACCUCGCCACCGGUUCAAGUGACUGGACCGCGAGGUUAUGGGACGUGCAAAAAGGCUCCUGCGUUCGAGUCUUCAUCGGACAUCAAGGAAUUGUCUCGACGCUUGCAUUUAGCCCCGAUGGGCGAUACCUUGCCACUGCGGGCGAGGACCUUGCAAUUAAUCUCUGGGACAUUGGCUCUGGGAAGCGCAUUAAGAAGAUGACCGGUCACACCGCGUCCAUCUACUCUCUUGCUUUUAGUGCCGAGUCCUCGCUGCUCGUGAGUGGCGGAGCAGACUGGACCGUGCGGUGCUGGGAUGUGAAGAGUGUAGGCGGGCAGCCCAGCAAGGCCCGAGAGAACGGCGUUAACGGGAUCACCAAUGGUGUCAACGGCACAUCGGAGCAUAGUGCUGAUGUACUUGCGAGCGGCUCAGGGAAGGAGCACGAGGAAAACAUUCAGACCACGGACUUGCUGGCGACAUUCCCUACCAAACGGACACCCAUCAUUGACGUGCAGUUUACACCUAGGAACUUGUGCCUUGCAGCGGGACCAUAUCUUGCCCCUGAACAACGAUGACUCUCGAAAAUGCUUAUAUUAUUCCUCGUCCACGGUACACUGCCGAAGGCACUCGAGCGUCGUCCAAGAAUCUUGUCGGAUUAAGUGGUCAAUGUCAUAUCCUCAGCUCGCGUUCGUUAUGACGAUGAACGACACAGUUUCGAUGUCGCUUUCAGUCAAUACAGCAUCUCCAAGAAGGUCGGAAAUGUCUUUGAGCAUUACGAAAAUCGUUCGGAUCUCCCCCCCCCUUCCUCCGGUUCCGGAGCAAUCCGUUUCUGGUGCAGCUGAUGGAACAAGUUUCCUGCCAUCGCUACAGGCGUCGCGUUUUUGUCCCUGAAAGGGGAGUACAACUAGCUCUCCAUCGCGUUAUUAAUCUCGUCGCUCCCCAAUUUUUCGUCCGAUUCAGCGGGGGAGGCUGGCUGAGCUCAAGAAGUGUUUGCUUCGUCUAGUGACGCCACAGGAGAGCUACAGUGCUCUUCCGAGUAUUAAAUUGGCUUCCACUCUCCGUCCUCACCCUCUCCUGCGGCAAAUACGGCAAGGUUCUCACGAUACCGAGCGAGCCAACCCGCUGCACUUGUUUCAGCCCUCACUUGCGUACUGCACCUUCCUUGCAUAUCUCUUACAGUUUAUCGCCAUCGGGGAUAAUUUGGAAGGCAGAUCUGGACAAUUGAUCACCUUGGGACGAGCCUAACUUAUCGAGAACAUUGUGGCCCUGAGCAAACUGCAGUUUCUGAAGGUGUGGUUUUGGAAACGGAGAGGGAGGAGAGUAGUACGUCGGAGCUGACUAUGUCUGGAGAAUGCUCGGGGAGCUGAAAGUGAGAAAACAUGUCAUACU
Molecule: messenger RNA, 3277 nt
Organism: Phanerochaete carnosa HHB-10118-sp
Lineage: Eukaryota; Fungi; Basidiomycota; Agaricomycetes; Polyporales; Phanerochaetaceae
Exons: 8
Coding region: 58-2463 (801 amino acids)
Biological process (GO): transcription initiation at RNA polymerase II promoter
Cellular component (GO): transcription factor TFIID complex
Molecular function (GO): protein binding; RNA polymerase II general transcription initiation factor activity
Source: RefSeq, a predicted model, not a curated record